Plectropomus leopardus (leopard coralgrouper) is the source of this 3355-nucleotide messenger RNA. RefSeq names its product calcium voltage-gated channel auxiliary subunit gamma 6b (gene cacng6b). Gene Ontology annotation, biological process: regulation of calcium ion transmembrane transport via high voltage-gated calcium channel. Gene Ontology annotation, molecular function: calcium channel regulator activity. Gene Ontology annotation, cellular component: membrane; L-type voltage-gated calcium channel complex. The record is from RefSeq and is a predicted model, not a curated record. Lineage: Eukaryota; Metazoa; Chordata; Actinopteri; Perciformes; Serranidae.
ACUCUCCCAUCACCACUCGCCCCCUCUAUUAAGUUUCAAGCGUCUCUUCCUCGUGAACUGAACAACACACACCAAACAGGGGACUGGACGGAAAACAGAAAGUGGCUCUCCUGGUCCUCACCUCCAUCUCCUCCCAUUUUGUCAUUUCCUUACUUCAUCCAUCCCCCACUUCACUGUAGCUCCAUUCAUAUCUCUUUUUGUCUGAUCCCAAGUGCCCUAUUCUCUCCCCUGGUCUUCCUCAGGCCUGGCCAGUUAGGAUCAACAUGUGGUCCAACUUUUUCGUACAGCAAGAUGAGGACGGUCGUAUCGGGGUGGCUGGGGCCGGACAAGCUGGGGGUUUGGGUGGAAUGAAAGGUGGAAGGGGACCGAGGAGGAUCCACAAGAUGAGUGACAGCCAGGAGGGAAAGAUCAAACUGGCCUUCUUUGUGGCUAUCAUUGGCGUGACCCUGACGGUGUUGGGCAUGGGGACAGAGUUUUGGGUGGAGCUGGCACAACCAAAGAAUUUCAGCAGCAACCAAACCUGCCAGAUGGCCCAUUACGGCCUGUGGAAGGGCUGCAUCCGCACCCUAUGGGUGGCUGACAUCGACGCAGAGAGGACGAGCUGCGGCCCCGCUGAACUACCUGGAGAAUCCAACUGCACCUACUUCAAAUUCUUCACCUCUGGGGAGAACGCAGUCAUAUUCAAGAAAACAACUAACAAGAAGUUGAAUCUAGCAGCAGCUAUCUUGGCCCUCUUGAGUCUGACCAUGAUGGUAAUGGGCUCCAUCUGCAUCGCCAUGUCUCUCAGCAAAGGAGUGGCCUUCUUUCUUAAACCAGCCUCCUUUUGUUUCAUCCUAUCAGGUGUACUGGUCCUUCUCUCUAUCCUGAUAUUCCACCAGUCUGUGCUCGCCUUGCUGUCCAGUGAUCACUCCAUACCUUUACACCAUGAGCUGUCCUGGUCCGUGGCCUGCGUCGGCUCAGCUGGAGCUAUUCUCAUUUUCGGAGGUUUCCUCUUCAUCAUCCUCUCCCUUCCUUUCAGCCCCUGGCAAAAAUGCUUGCCACACAAGAACAGCGCCACCUAGCACACAAAUGAUAAUAAAAUGUGCAUUAAGUAUUCUUGAUGUCUUGUUUGAGAGCAAGAAGAAAUGUCCAUUACCUAACGGGUGUCACUUAUUCUUGGCAUUUAAUUUGCCACAGAAGUCAUACAAGGUCUUAAGCAAAUGUAUGAAUGGAAGUUAAAGUUAAGACUAAACAUUAGUGAGGCCUCCAGAAUUUGCAAAUAUUUGUUUCUGUGUUUUUGGUAGAAACUAGAUGAAAGGAGCAACAGGGUCACUGCGGACUGUUUUUUUUUUGGGGGGGGGGGUAUUUAACAAGUGUCACAAAUAGGCUUAUUAGCCUGUAGCUGUACAUCCACACAUAAACAUUUUUGCUAGCAUAAGGAGAGUUGCUAAAUAAAACUUUUUAACGCUCAGCCUCAGACCUUUAUAGUCUAAUACAUGAUACAAAAACAUGAAGCCAUAUCAACAUAUCCAUUGAAUUAAAUGACAAAAUGCAUCAAUUUGUCAAUUACUUCUACAAUAAUACUUGAUCUGACAUCUAUCUGUUGCUCAAAAGUGAUACGAAUCACAGCUUAAGGAUUUUUCUGAUUCAUGGUAAGAUGGCGCUGUGGUUAAAGUUUGGUUAGAUAAAAGCAAAAACACAACUUGGGUUGGGAGAGACAAAGCUUGUGGUUUGGAUCAGAAUUACUACUUUGUUAGAGUCGGGGAGCUUCAUCAUCAUGUUUACAAUAAUAAACAUGUGGUUAAGGCAUAUUGGAAUGAGAAGGUGGAGCUAACCCUUAUACUAGCUGCUUUUUUCGUUGCCACAAUGCUUUUGUAGCUAUUGUUGACUGUGAUAAUGCCAAUGCAAUUUUUUUUCAGGAAAAAAAGUUUUAAAAUCAUUAUGACAAAAAAUUACCAGAUAUUUAAAUUUCUGACCCCUUAAAGGGUCUUUUGGUAGCCUUCAAGCAAAUGCUGAACAAGACUUUUUUAGGCGACCAAAGUGUUGCAAUUAUCUUUCAUGAACUGAAACCUCAAUGAAAUAGCGACAACAUCCUCAACAUGUUAGCAACUGUCAAUGGAUGGCACCCACUCAAAGCAGCCAUGCCUUUAACUAUGCACACCUUAAGGCCUUAAUAACAUUUUACAAAAUUAGAUAAUGCAGUUGUCAUGAACAGGGGAAUUAGCAAUAGAAACCUUAACUGUUUUUUGUACCAAACUUUAAACAUGUUUAUUUCUGCUGUAAAGUUAACCAUUAAAACAUAAGUUUCUAUGGGGACAGACUCAUUUUGGAGCUGGCCUCAAGUGGCCACUAGAGGAAUUGCAGUUUUUAGCACUUCCACUUAAGUUAAGAUUAGGGUUUGAUUGUUGUCAUUUUCUUUUAAAAAGAAGGAAACAGACAGCUGUCUCCCAUGCCCAAUAUUUUGUUGACCUAACCAGCCUGACCUCCAUUCACGGACUUCAUUGCUAUACAAUAAAAACAACUGACUUCCCCUUGUCAUAAUUGCUCGAGGGCACUGUCAGUUGAAGCAUAUGUCAUUUUUAGGCUUUGAUGUUGAUUUCUUCGGAGAACAGUCUCAAAGUUAGCGAUAAUACAAACUUUUGAGAUGAUAAACCAUACCGAGUCAGACGUACUUAGUAACAGUAUCAUAAUUAUGACUUACCAUAAGUAUUUUUUAAAUUCUUUAACAUGCUUAACUUUUCAUGUAUUUUAUAGGAAGAAAUGGGCUUCUGUAGUUAAGAAUUUUAAAGCACAUCAAAAUGCAUCAUUAUCAAGGUAACAGCAAAUACAAUAUUUUUGAUAAUACUAACAGUCAGUCUGGAGGAGGACCUGAUUACUUUCACAGAAGUUUAUGUCAUAUCUGCUUCAUGUUGCCUUAUAAACAGUCGGUGAGUAUCCCUAAGUUUCUAGCAAUACGUUCUAUGAAGUUCGAAGUAUGAAGAGGCUUUAUGUCAUUAUUUAUUACUUAUGUGUGUUUUACAACUAUUGGGAGAAUGCUGCUUCAGUUUGAAUGUAUGGUGAAUAAACUGUGAGAAGUGAUUUAAAUAUCAUUUUGUAUAUCAGAGAAUUGUAUGGACUCAAUUUAUAAGCUCAACUUUGUACAUAAACAGAAUGAAUGUGUUUAUAAUGUAUGAAUGUAACUGUUUGUAGUGUUGUGUCCAGUCACUUUAAUUACAAUAUGUAAGCAGUAGAUACAUUUUUUUUGUCCCAGGAUGCUCAUCUUGUUUCUCUAUCAGGAAAUGCCAUUUUACAAAAAUAUAUGCUCAUUUCUACUCAAUGUGUGUACAGUAUGUGGCACCAGUUUUGCUUUUCAUUAAAGGGAUUUGACAUAACAUAA